Messenger RNA from Patiria miniata (bat star), 2728 nucleotides. RefSeq names its product cystathionine beta-synthase-like protein. Gene Ontology annotation, cellular component: cytoplasm. The record is from RefSeq and is a predicted model, not a curated record. Gene Ontology annotation, molecular function: cysteine synthase activity; cystathionine beta-synthase activity. The coding region runs from base 172 to 1743 and encodes 523 amino acids. The transcript is spliced from 13 exons. NCBI's taxonomy places the organism in Eukaryota, Metazoa, Echinodermata, Asteroidea, Valvatida, Asterinidae.
ACAAACAUGUACAGUACGUAGCCCUACGUGUACGUGUGGAACGUGCAUCGUGCAUACUGUUGGUAUUCGAAUGACAGGCGUGAUAGGACAAGCUACACACAGAAAUCAGUAGUCGAUCUGUCUGAAGGUAGGUGCUUAAUUUAACCAUGUUUGAGUUGCUGAACCUCCGGUAUGGCGUCUACGCAGAGCGGCUGGGUUGCUCCCAAUCAACCGUCCAAAUGCACAUGGCACCUUGGCGUCGAUCCCAAGACAAGUCCACAUCACCACGAGUCCAAUGCGCAACUCCUUGAAGAUCGCAAGACGAUCUUGCCAGAUAUCCUAAAGGUGAUCGGUCACACACCGCUAGUCAGACUCAACAAGAUUGGGAAAAGUGCCGGGCUGAAAUGUGAACUCUUGGCAAAAUGCGAGUAUUUCAACGCAGGUGGCAGCGUCAAGGACCGGAUCGGAACUCGGAUGGUGGAAGAGGCAGAGAGGAAAGGCGUCUUGAAGCAGGGAAUGACUCUGAUUGAGCCCACCUCGGGAAACACAGGUAUCGGCCUGGCCCUAGCAGCCGCCGUCAAGGGCUACCGUUGCAUCAUCGUCAUGCCGGAGAAGAUGAGCAACGAGAAGGUGUACGUCCUGCGGGCCCUGGGCGCCGAGAUCGUACGCACGCCCACCUCGGCAAGGUUUGACUCGCCAGAGUCUCACAUCAGCGUGGCCCAGAGACUGAACAGGGAGAUACCAAACUCGGUCAUAUUGGAUCAGUACAGGAACGAGGGCAACCCGCUGGCCCAUUACGACACCACGGGCCAGGAGAUCUGGGACCAGUGUGAAGGAAAGAUUGACAUGGUCGUCUUGGGAGCUGGAACUGGUGGUACCCUGACCGGAGUCGGCCGGAAACUCAAGGAGAAAAACUCUAACGUCAAGAUUGUCUCAUUCGAUCCUCACGGCUCCGUGAUGGAAGCGCCCUCUUUCGACAAGGAGACGGACCAAACAGUCUGCUUCGAGGUGGAAGGCAUCGGCUACGACUUUGUCCCCACUGUCCUGGACCACGACGUGGCAGACGUCUGGGACAAAUGCGAUGACAAGGAGUCGUUUCUGAUGGCCAGGAGACUGAUCAGGGAGGAAGGAUUACUCUGUGGAGGGAGUUCUGGAGCCGCAGUGUCGGUAGCACUGAGGGCAGCCAAGACACUGACAGAUGACCAGCGAUGUGUGGUCAUCCUACCGGACUCGGUCAGAAACUACAUGACCAAGUUUUUAUCGGACGACUGGAUGUCCGAGAAGGGAUUCCUGGAGAAGGUCUACGAGUUAGGUCACAAUCCCGAAAAAGGAUGGUGGUGGAAUUUAUCGGUAUCUGCCCUGAAGUUUCACCCACCGAUGACGGUCCUGCCGACAGUAUCAUGCCAAGACGCAAUCAAAAUUAUGAAGAGGGAAGGCUUCCAUCAGCUUCCGGUGGUCGGCGAAGCAGGAGAGGUUUUGGGCGUGGUCACCCUUGGCAGUCUGAUGUCCAGUAUGGUGGCUGGUCGCAUCAACUCAGCCACACUGGUACAGGAAGUGUUGUACAAAACAUUCAAAAAGGUGACCCUUGACCUCACGCUCGGCCAGUUGUCGCGCAUCUUGGAUCUUGACCACUUUGUGCUGGUCACUCAAAAACAGAAAGUCUGUUCACAAGAUGCAAGAGUAACCACCAAGGAGGUCAUCGUGGGGAUUUCAACACGCAUUGAUCUGCUCCACUACAUCUCAAGCAACCAACCACCCGCUUAAGGCAUGUGUUCUCUAGCUUUGGGAAAAAAAUUUGGGCAGGAUUUAAAUCGGCUUUCAUAUAGACCGUGGGCCAGAAAUCCUAUCUCGCCUACAAAAUGAAGUCCGUUCAAGAUUUCUGGUGGCAACAAAAACAUGCUUGUUCUCUGUCAACUCGAGGGUGCUGUCAAUUCUUUCUGUUGCCAAGCUCUCAGGUGGCACGUUUAAGCACAAUCUUCGUCCGAAGUGUUAUCUCCAAACAUCCAUUUUGGGGGCCUCUGACAACCGAUGGCGCAAUGCAUUCCCUUAAGGAUCUCAUGAAUGCCCCCCUCCGAUUUUAAUACAGAUUGUCACCCACUUGGAAUAAAUAAUGAAAAAUAACUGUGCAAGAUUGUAGGCUCAUAGCCAAAGGGAUUCCAUAAUAACGGUAAUAAUAAAAAAAAACAAUGCUUUGACUGUAUACUUAUGUGCAAUGUUUUAUUAUGUGGACCACCCGGUUUUGAGGCAUAACUGAUUUAAAUCCGGAAGGCAUACCAGAAAUUUUCUAUAAAUGUAAAUAUGACUGCGUUACAUUUCAUUAAAUAGUCUUUGAUGCAAACAAAAUAACAAAUCAUAAUUAAAGUUUGUUAUUGUUUUGGUGAUGAAGUAGGAAAUUAUGCAACAAAUAACGCUGUAUCAUAUUCAGUGUUGUAUGCUAACACAGUAUUUUUUCCAAAAUAUCAAUGAAAUUGUCCAUGUGAUGCUGAAAGAUUACUGAUUAUGUCGUUUAUCCAAAUUAAACAAACUGUCUAAAACUUGAAUUCCAAAGUUUUUAUAAUUAUGGGAAAUAAUUACAAAUGUAUGUAAUAAUACAACAUUUUUUUUCAAGGCAUUAUUAUUCUCAAAUGUAGAGCUCUUUGUAGAUGACUGGAUUACUUUAUUAACCUAUAACGUAGAGUAUUUUGAUAGCAAAAGUUUCAAAAUUUUAAGGGUUUCAUGGUAUAUAAAGUAUAAAAUUAGGCAAAACUUA